Messenger RNA from Eutrema salsugineum, 2378 nucleotides. RefSeq names its product beta-amylase 8. The transcript is spliced from 10 exons. The coding region runs from base 38 to 2077 and encodes 679 amino acids. The record is from RefSeq and is a predicted model, not a curated record. NCBI's taxonomy places the organism in Eukaryota, Viridiplantae, Streptophyta, Magnoliopsida, Brassicales, Brassicaceae. Gene Ontology annotation, biological process: polysaccharide catabolic process. Gene Ontology annotation, molecular function: beta-amylase activity.
AGAGAGGAGAGAGCAAAAGCUUCACGGCCAAAAAAAAAUGCACACUCUAAACACCACCGGAUCGCGAGAUCCGAUCAACCCGAAUCCGAACCCGAACUCAAAUCUCGACCCGGAUCAGUUUCCCCACCGGAAUAACAAUCAUCCACAGUCUCGGCGGCCGCGCGGGUUCGCCGCGGCUGCGGCGGCGUCGAUGUGUCCAGCUGAAAGCGACAACGGAAACAUCGCCGGAAUCGGCGGUGGAGAGACGAGCAGCGGAGGAGGAGGAGGAGGAGGAGGAGGGAAGGGGAAGAGAGAGAGGGAGAAGGAAAAGGAGAGAACGAAGCUGAGAGAAAGACACAGACGAGCAAUCACUAGUAGAAUGCUCGCCGGACUGAGACAGUACGGGAACUUUCCGUUACCGGCGCGUGCGGAUAUGAACGAUGUAAUCGCUGCUUUGGCGCGUGAAGCAGGCUGGAGUGUCGACGCCGACGGUACUACUUAUCGGCAAUCACAUCAGCCAAACCAUGUGGUUCAGUUUCCGACGAGAUCUAUUGAGAGUCCUCUUUCUUCUAGUACUUUGAAGAACUGUACUAAGGCUACACUUGAUUGUCAGCAGCAUCCCGUUCUUAGAAUCGAAGAGAACCUCUCUCCUGUGUCUCUCGGUUCUGUGGUUAUCGCUGAGAAUGAUCACCCCGGGAAUGGAAGGUAUACGGGUGCUAGCCCUAUCGCCUCAGUGGGAUGCGUGGAAGCCAAUCAGCUUAUACAAGAUGUGCAUUCCACAGAGCCUCGUACUGGCUUCACAGAGAGCUUUUAUGUCCCCGUGUACGCCAUGCUUCCAGUUGGCAUUAUAGACAACUUCGGCCAGUUGGGUGAUCCUGUAGGUGUGAAACAAGAAUUAAGUUACAUGAAGUCAUUAAAUGUCGAUGGAGUGGUCAUAGAUUGUUGGUGGGGAAUAGUUGAAGGCUGGAAUCCUCAGAAAUAUGUAUGGUCUGGCUAUAAGGAGCUCUUUAACCUUAUCAGAGAGUUCAAACUUAAACUACAGGUGGUAAUGGCAUUUCAUGAAUAUGGAGGGAAUGCGGUGUCGUUGCCACAGUGGGUUUUGGAGAUUGGAAAAGACAAUCCAGACAUAUUUUUCACUGACCGUGAAGGAAGAAGAAAUUUCGAGUGUUUGAAUUGGUGCAUUGACAAGGAACGGGUAUUGCAUGGACGAACUGGUAUAGAGGUCUAUUUUGAUUUUAUGAGAAGCUUCCGGUCAGAGUUCGAUGAUUUUUUUGAGGAGGGGCUAAUUACUGCAAUUGAGAUUGGUCUUGGAGCUUCCGGUGAACUAAAGUAUCCAUCUUUCCCGGAAAGGAUGGGUUGGAUUUAUCCCGGUAUUGGUGAGUUUCAGUGUUAUGACAAAUAUUCACAAACGAGUCUGCUAAAGGAAGCAAAAUCACGAGGAUUCGCUUUCUGGGGUAAAGGACCAGAGAAUGCUGGUCAAUACAAUUCUCAACCUCAUGAAACUGGUUUCUUCCAGGAAAGAGGUGAAUACGACAGCUACUACGGUCGCUUCUUCCUAAACUGGUAUUCGCAGUUGUUAAUAGGACAUGCAGAGAAUGUCCUCUCUCUUGCAAAUCUUGCUUUCGAAGAGACAAAGAUUAUCGUCAAGAUACCGGCGAUUUACUGGUCAUAUAAGACAGCUAGUCAUGCGGCUGAAUUAACUGCAGGAUACUAUAAUCCUUCGAAUCGUGAUGGAUAUUCUCUUCUUUUCGAAACUCUGAAGAAAUAUUCAGUGACUGUGAAGUUUGUGUGCCCUGGUCAGCUAAUGUCUACUAAUGAGCACGAAGAAGGCUUAGCUGAUCCAGAAGGUUUAAGUUGGCAGGUGAUCAAUGCAGCGUGGGAUAAGGGACUUCUUAUUGGAGGAGAGAAUGCGAUUACUUGUUUCGAUAGAGAAGGUUGCAUGAGAUUAAUCGAAAUGGCUAAACCAAGAAACCAUCCAGAUAGCUGUCACUUCUCCUUCUUCACUUAUCGCCAACCGUCUCCUCUGGUUCAAGGAUCGUCUUGCUUUGCAGAUUUGGACUACUUUAUAAAACGCAUGCACGGAGACAUGCAGAGAUAAACAGUGGUUGGAAACCAAAACAGAGUUAGUCUUGUUCGAAAGUUCAGAAGCUGUUUUGUUUUGUUAUUUCUCACUUCUCAGGGCCUAAAUUAAGAAGAUUGAAAAUUAAGAAGGUUGAUCUUUUAUUGUAAACCUCUACACACUUAACUAGUUGAUGAUAAUGAUAAACUAACUAAUUUAACACCUUACCUUUUCCAAAUUCUUCAAACCAAAACACUAACAAGUCUUAGUGUUGCACCUAAACAAGAAGGUAUUAAUGUGCAAUUUGACUACAAAUCCUUUUGACUAAACCCUAAAAUCC